UAAAUCAUAUUUCCUCUUGCUCUUUUAUUUAUUUAUUUCCGAUUUAGUAGGAAAUUAAAAGAAAGUUUACAAGAUUGCAUAAAAAAAAGGUAAAGAAAUAGCAUGCAUUAAAAAUAUCAAAACUUUUCUCUCAUUCUCAAUAUUUUUUUUAUCGAAUCUCCAAAAGAUAUUUAUGAUCAUACUUUUGUAACUGUGAUCAUAUAUGAUAUCUUAAUGAUUUGAUAGUUGUUGCCGUCAAUCUAAAUUGGUGUGGUACACAUAUGAGUGGAUGUUUCCAUCAACUAUUACAAUAAAGUAUUUUUCAUCCCAAUUGUUGUUAUCAAUUUUUUUGGUAUGGAUCAUACUGCAGUUGAGCUAAAUGGAUCCAAUGUGAUAAACUUUCAUGAUGUCACGAUAAUUUGUCAAAAAUUUUGCAAUACUCGAAGUCCUGAUUGUCCUCGUGAUUUUAGCAUAAUCCUAUUUGACUUGUCUGUGGUUCUUAUUUUAAUCCAUAUUAUGCGAUUUCUGAUGAAGCCUCUCAAACAACCUAAAGUGAUCCCCGAUGUCCUUGCAGGCAUUAUCCUAGGACCAUCAGGCUUAGGUCAUAAAAAGAAUUUUGCGAAGGCUUACACUACAGAAAUUACGGAAUUUAUUAUAACUAAUAUCGGAUUUAUAGGGUUAAUGUUUUUCGUAUUUGUGAUGGGGGUGAAAACAGAUUUAUGUGCUGCUACCAAGGCUGGAAAAAAGCAUUGGGUGAUUGCAUCAGUUGGGGUGGUGAUUCCCCAUUUUGUCGGUUACUUAGUAAUAAGUAAUAUUAUAAACGAAAUAGAUCCGGUGCUCCGUUAUUCUGGAGGUUGUAUUAUUUCAGUCAUGAUUAUCACAACUUUUCCAGCUACUAACUCCAUUCUGAAAGACAUGAACCUUUUAAGUUCCGAAGUUGGACGUCUUUCAUUAACAACAGUGGUCAUGAGUGACAUUGCUGGGAUAUCUGUUAUGAUUUUGUUUGAAGCUAUAAAGCUAGCAAGGAGAAAUAAGAUUAGUAUGCUAUAUUUUCUACUAACGACUUUUGGAUUUGGUGGAUUAAUUUCUUUUGGCGUACCACCAUUAAUGAAAUGGAUUAACGUAAAAAAUCGUAAAGGGAAAUUUGCUGAGCAAAACUAUGUUAUUGCUUCCUUGAUUGGAUGUUUAUUGUCUGGGUUCACAGCUGAUUUUACUGGGGGUGCAAUGGGAAAUGGACCAAUUUGGCUUGGACUAGCGAUGCCUAAUGGGCCUUUAGCAGGGGCAACCAUUGUGCAUAAUGUUGAGCUUAUUGUCAAUGAAGUUUUUAUGCCUUUUGCAUAUGCUACUAUUGGUCUUAAAACGAAUGUCUUCGAAAUGCUUCAGAGUUGGUCUCACUUAACUCCCAUUUUUGCUUUCGGUGUUAUUUCCUUUGUAACAAAACUUCUUACGACUAUUGUAGCGGCCAAAUUUAUGGAUAUGUCGUAUAGAGAUUCAGCAACUACAGGCUUCAUGCUCAACCUUAGAGGUCAAACAGAAUAUUAUGCGUGUCUUCAUUUAUAUGAACUAAAGUACCUGAGCACACCAUCUUUCACACUUAUGGUGGUUAUGAUAACUACUAUGACAAGCAUAUCUUGUUGUAUAAUUAACUUUCUUUAUGAUCCAACGAUUCCAUAUAAGAUCAACAAGAAAAGAACCAUACAACACACAAUGCAAGAGUCUGAACUUCGAAUACUAGCAUGUAUUUACGAUCAAGAAAGUUUAUCUAGCCUAUUUAAUUUCCUAGAAUUUUCUAAUCCAACUACGAAGAGCCCAUUCAAAGUUUAUACUCUAAACCUUAUCGAACUCAUAGGGCGAGGUGCCCCAAUUUUCAUCGACCAUACUAAACCGAAUGAAGAGUACUGGGACGAUAACAACGAAGUCGUCCAUAAUUCCAUUAAGUUCUACGAAAAGGCUCAUAUGGAAUGCAUUACUAUGAAUUUCUUUACUAGUGUUACCCCUAAUAGGACCAUGUACCAAGACAUCUGCGAGUUUGCUUUGACAAACAAAGUAGGAUUUAUUAUUUUACCCUUCCAUAAGAAAUGUAUUGAAGUUGGAAAUGAUUUUUCAAAUGCCAAUCUUAGGCCGGGGGUACAAUCUACUAAUGCUAACACGUUAUCCCAUGCACCUUGCUCUGUGGGAAUUUUUGCAUGCAAGAAUUUUUCUCCCUGGGGGACACUCACAACUAUAGGAAGUCAACGUAUACACCGCCAGUUCGCUAUACUCUUCCUUGGUGGGCCCGAUGCUCGCGAGGCCCUCACACUGGCAGGACGUAUGGUAGAACAUCCAGAUGUGUCGUUGAUUGUUGUUAGGUUCUUGUCAAAUGAGUAUAAAGGGGAUGAUAUAUUAGAAAGGAGGAUGGAUGAUGGGGUGAUAACAUCAUUUUGGGUAAAAAAUGAAAGGAAUGAAAAAGUUGAGUACAAAGAAGUUGUUGUGAGUGAUGGUUCUGAAACAAUUUUGGCCAUUCAAUCAUUAAACCAUAGUGUUCCAAUAGAUCUUUGGAUUGUAGGAAGAAAUAAUGGAAUUAAUCCAACUUUGUUAAAUGGUUUAUCAGAAUGGAGUGAUGAUCCUUACUUGGGAUUAUUAGGCGAUUUUUUGGUGUCAAUGGAUUUUGAUACAUCCGGAUCUGUAUUGGUUGUGCAACAACAAGUUUUAAGAGAUCAACAACGUAGUAAAAAUUGUGUUUGUUUGUAGAAAAAAUAUAUGAAUAAAAUUUAAUUUCAGUAACUUAAAAUUUUUUUGAUUUGCAAAAGUUGUGAUCAUAUAGUUAACAAUAUAAUUUAGGUUUUGGUGAAGUUUCAUCUCUAUUAUAUAAGCCAACUAUCAGAAAAUUUUGUGAACCCUCUAAA
Messenger RNA from Spinacia oleracea (spinach), 2864 nucleotides. RefSeq names its product cation/H(+) antiporter 24-like. The coding region runs from base 334 to 2709 and encodes 791 amino acids. The transcript has 3 exons. Lineage: Eukaryota; Viridiplantae; Streptophyta; Magnoliopsida; Caryophyllales; Amaranthaceae. The record is from RefSeq and is a predicted model, not a curated record. Gene Ontology annotation, cellular component: membrane; endomembrane system. Gene Ontology annotation, biological process: proton transmembrane transport; regulation of pH. Gene Ontology annotation, molecular function: antiporter activity.